AUGCUGUGGGAUUUAGUGAUAUCUCGUUGUUCUAAAACACAUUUACUACUUAAGGGUGAUUGUGAUCUCUGCGGUGGUGAAGCUGGUACAGAAGGUGAUAGUGAUCUCUGUGGUGGUGAAGCUGGUACAGAGGGUGAUAGUGAUCUCUGUGGUGGUGAAGCUGGUACAGAAGGUGAUAGUGAUCUCUGUGGUGGUGAAGCUGGUACAGAGGGUGAUAGUGAUCUCUGUGGUGGUGAAGCUGGUACAGAAGGUGAUAGUGACCUCUGUGGUGGUGAAGCUGGUACAGAGGGUGAUAGUGAUCUCUGUGGUGGUGAAGCUGGUACAGAGGGUGAUAGUGACCUCUGUGGUGGUGAAGCUGGUACAGAGGGUGAUAGUGACCUCUGUGGUGGUGAAGCUGGUACAGAGGGUGAUAGUGAUCUCUGUGGUGGUGAAGCUGGUACAGAAUGUGAUUGUGAUCUCUGUGGUGGUGAAGCUGGUAGUGAACCUUGA
Molecule: messenger RNA, 489 nt
Organism: Procambarus clarkii (red swamp crayfish)
Lineage: Eukaryota; Metazoa; Arthropoda; Malacostraca; Decapoda; Cambaridae
Source: RefSeq, a predicted model, not a curated record